AUGCUAUCCGUCCGCAUGCCUCCUCGCCUCCUGCGCCGCUGCCACCACUGCCGCUCCGCUGCUGCCCUCUCACCAGUGGUGAGUGCAGCAGCAGUGGUAGGGAGCAGCCCUCUUCCCUCCUCACCACAUGCCCCCUCUGUGCGAGGCGAGGGAACUGUCCUCCGCCCUGAAGCGCACACAGCCUUGUGUCUAUCGAGGGAGCUUGCAACGGGAGGGCCUCCGCACCGUGCCGCCAUCGCUGAUCCGCGCUUCAACCCCGACCCUCCGCGCUCAGCCCCGCGCCAGCGCACGUUCCCCCCGCCCCUUCGCGUUCCCCGCAACCACCUUCCGUCUGCAGACUCGCCGCCUCCCGCCCGCUCGCGAAAAACCCGUGCUGAUGGCUAG
Messenger RNA from Closterium sp. NIES-65, 384 nucleotides. The record is from the annotation of a GenBank genome assembly. NCBI's taxonomy places the organism in Eukaryota, Viridiplantae, Streptophyta, Zygnematophyceae, Desmidiales, Closteriaceae.